Molecule: messenger RNA, 1741 nt
Organism: Sorghum bicolor (sorghum)
Lineage: Eukaryota; Viridiplantae; Streptophyta; Magnoliopsida; Poales; Poaceae
Product: SKP1-like protein 21
Exons: 10
Coding region: 299-1306 (335 amino acids)
Biological process (GO): SCF-dependent proteasomal ubiquitin-dependent protein catabolic process
Cellular component (GO): nucleus; cytoplasm
Molecular function (GO): cullin family protein binding
Source: RefSeq, a predicted model, not a curated record
UCUCCUCUCCUCUCCACAGCAACCCAACUGAAAACCAAAGAAACCGCUGGCGGACGCCCACCAACCAAAAAAACCACGCCUUUCCUCGCCGCCGACGGAGGGGAGAAGCCGCAGCGCCUGCUCCCUCUUCCUCACCCACUACAUCCGGGAGCGCGUGGCUCCAUUCCAUUCGCGCUCGCACCGGAGGAUAAAUUUUGAUCAUUUCAUUUGUUGGGCAUUGGAUCAAGCGGUGCUGUUAUACAUAGCUCAUCUAUAUUUGGUGGUGCCAUAAUCAUUUUUUCACUGGCGUUUGCCAAUUAUGUCGGAGAGCGAGUUAGCAGUAAUAAAACCAGAGGCGUUGAAGACUUAUAUUUGGCUUCAGUGCUUUGAUGGUUCCAUACAGCAAGUGGAGGAGGAGGUUGCGAUGUUUUGCCCCAUGAUAUGUCGGGAAAUUGUGAAAAAUGGCACAGGGUCAUCCAAAAAUCAUGCUAUUGCUCUCCCGGAAAGAGUUAAUCCAACCAGUUUGAGUUUGAUUCUUGACUAUUGUCGGUUUCAUCAGGUUGCUGGGCGCUCAAACAAGGAGCGCAAGUCCUUUGAUGAAAAGUUUGUUAGGAUAGAAACAGAAAGACUCUGUGAAUUGACUUCUGCAGCUGACAGUCUACAGUUAAAGCCACUUGUUGAUCUUACUAGUCGAGCACUUGCUCGAAUCAUUGAAGGAAAGACACCUGAGGAAAUUCGUGACAUUUUCCAUUUACCAGAUGACUUAACAGAGGAAGAGAAAUUGGAGCCCCUAAAAAAUAUAAAUGAUGAUCCUAGGAUACGCCUAUUGAACCGAUUGUACGCGAAGAAGCGGAAAGAGCUCCAGGAGCGCCACCAGCGCCAGAAGCUGAAGGGUGUUCAAGUACAAAAAGAGCAAAAAGAUGAGAGAUCUUUGGAUGAGUUACUUUGUUUUAUUAAUGGGGAUGGAGGUUCAGGUGGGAAAGCUACCAAGAGUAAGAAAAAGAAUAAAAGAAGGAAGGAUCAUGCUAAGAACCCUCCGAAAGCUGACUCUGAGCCUUUAAAUGCGGAGGGAGCUGCUUGUGUGGUUCCGUGCAAAGUGGAUAGCAGUAAUGUUUCUAGACUUCCAUGCCAGAAUCCAGAUGUGCAAGAUGAUGUCGAGUACCCCUUUGAAGAUGCUGACCUCGAUGAUGGACUUGAUCCUGCAAUGAAAGAAGAGCUUGAUAGAGAAGUCGAGGACUUUGCAAGGAGGUUGAAUUCAGUUUGGAAUGAGUCACAUAUUGGUGGUAAUGGUUCUGUGCAGAGAUUUCCUGGGUUUAAUCACAGGUGAGUGUUAUGCUGGCAGGAUCAGAAGGCAGUGGCAGAGAAUAUUUGUGGGCAUACAGCUUGGAACAAUGUAAAGACCAUACAGGCCACUUGGCUCCUGUGUGUGGUAAAACCUUGAUAACUCGGAACCAAGCAUGCAGACAUGCGCAACUUCCCUUGGUCAUUUUCUGGGGAAGGAGGCCGCCUAGUUGGGAUGAAGCAUAGCUUGGUUCAGGACUCAAGUAAAAAAGAGUUACCAUUUUUUUCUUUGGGAAGGGAGGGUUAGAGGUCUGUCUUGACUCGUUUUUUUUUCCCCCUUGGCUGCUGCGUUACCAAUUUUCCUAACAGGGGAAGAGAGGAAGUGGUGUUGGCUGUUGGAGCUGUUACAGAUAUCCAUGAAAAUUCCGUUGAUUCACUAUAUUGUGAUGCACAUAAAAAAAUGUGUGGCGUUGUUUGGCUG